AAGCAAGCCAGGGAGGAGGGAGCGGCCAUGGCGUCCGCCGCCCGCCUGGCGGUCGUCGCCGUUGUGCUAGCGGGCUCGGCGUUCACCGUUGCCGCGGCAGCCGCCACCACGCACUUUCCUAACCCGACGGCCCAGGAGGAAAAGGAUCCCGAGUUCUGGUACCGUUUGAACCGCGAGGCCCUUCAGCAGCGCCUGAAAACCGAGAAGUUCGAAGGCCGCGCCAACAACGUGAUCUUGUUCAUCGGUGACGGCAUGGGCAUCUCCACCAUCACGGCGGCUCGCGUGUUCAAGGGACAGCUGACCGGCACGGCAGGCGAGAACAGCGCCCUCUCCUUCGAGAAAUUCCCUCACACUUCGCUCUCCAAGGUCUACUGCGCGGACCGCCUGGUGCCCGACUCCGCGUGCUCGGGCACGGCCAUCCAGUGCGGCGUCAAGAACAACUACUAUACGCUGGGAGUCUCGGCGCACGUCACACUCAACAACUGCAGCGAGUCCUCCAAUCCGCGCCAUCACCUCAAGUGUCUCUACGAGCUCGCACAGGAAUGCGACAAGACCACGGGAUUCGUGACCACAGCCGGCGUGACGGACGCCACGGUGGCCGCGGGCUACGCGCACUCGGCGCACCGUGAGUGGGAGAGCAGCGUGGGCGUCAAGGGCGGGAGCCAAAAUUGCCUCGACAUAGCGCACCAGUUGGUGCACCGGCCUCCAGGACUGCACUUGCGGUUCAUUGCUGGCGGCGGGCGCGCACACUUCCUCGUGCCCGAAGAGGCCCAGCAGACUGGCCAGCCGGGAAAGCGCCCGGACAGCCGGAACCUGAUCGAGGAGUGGACCAACCUCAAGCAGUCGGACCGGAUGAACGCAUACGUGUGCAACACGAAGAAGGACGUCGAGAACCUGGAUACUGCGACGGCGGAUACCGUCCUAGCAUUGCUGGCCAGCGGUGACCUCCCGUACGAGAAUCUGGACGACAUUCGAGAGGGCACCAGCCUUUUGACCAAACUCACCGAAAAGGCGAUCCAAAUUCUGAGCAAAAAUCCCGACGGCUUCCUGCUACUCGUCGAAGCGGGCCAAAUCGACAAGGGUCACCACGAGGCAAAGGCACACCGGUCGCUGACCGAGGUUCUCUCGCUGGACCUAGCCGUUGCCAAGGCGGUCGAGAUGACGCGGCCCGAAGAGACGCUCAUCAUCGUCACCGCCGACCACGGACACACGUUCGUCAUGGGCGGAAAGCCGCACCGAGGAGCGAACGUCUUCGGUCUCGACGAAAAGCCGCAUCAGAGGACCCUGCUUAACUACGCUGCCGGUCCGGGAUUCCAGCGGGACUACUCAAACCUUACUUUGGAGGAGACAACCCGCAAGGACUUCGCCUUUCCGUCCCUGUACCCGGAGAAGGCGGGCACGCACAGCGGCGAGGACGUGGCCGUGUUCGCCUACGGACCAUACGCGCACCUCUUCAGCGGGGUGCACGAGCAGACCUACAUCUACGAGGUCAUCAGGUACGCCGCGGGUCUGGACGAAUCGAGUUACCGUGCGAGGCGCCAGUCCCUAUUGGCAGCUCUCGCUGCGUGGAUCCCGGGUCCCGUCAAAUACGCCCUCGCGCUCGCUGUUAUCUUUUACCUGCACAUGUUCAUCAAGACUUUCCUAUAA
This is a messenger RNA of Rhipicephalus sanguineus (brown dog tick), 1647 nucleotides long. RefSeq names its product alkaline phosphatase. NCBI's taxonomy places the organism in Eukaryota, Metazoa, Arthropoda, Arachnida, Ixodida, Ixodidae. Gene Ontology annotation, biological process: dephosphorylation. The coding region runs from base 28 to 1647 and encodes 539 amino acids. The transcript has 10 exons. The record is from RefSeq and is a predicted model, not a curated record. Gene Ontology annotation, molecular function: alkaline phosphatase activity.